AGAUGGUCUGGGAAGAUGGCGUCGCGGGUGAGUGGAAUCGGCGGCGGCGGCGGCGGCGGCGGCGGCGGCGGCGGCGGCGAAGAAAACCGUCUGGUGUCGCUGCCGUUGUCUCGCAUCCGGGUGAUCAUGAAGAGCUCUCCUGAGGUGUCCAGCAUCAACCCGGACGCCAUUUUCCUCACGGCGAAGGCCACGGAGCUGUUUGUCCAGUAUUUAGCCGUGCAUUCCUACAAGCAUGGCCAGGGAAAGAACAAAACAUCAUUAACCUAUAGUGACUUGUCUCAUACAGCAGAGAACUAUGAUACAUUUCAGUUCCUUGCAGAUAUCCUGCCAAAGAAGAUCUUGGCUAGCAAAUAUCUAAAAAUGCUUGAGAGAGAAAAAGAGGGAGGAGAAGAGGAGGACGAGGAGGCAGAAGAGGACGAGGAUGAAGAAAGUGAAGAGGAAGAAGCAUCUUGAGGGUGACAAAUGACUUUGCAGCACAUGCUUGUCACACAUUAACUUUUUUAGAUGACUUGUGUUCAAGUAAAGUCCUGUUAUCUCUCCAUUGGUUGAAAAUUAAACAGCUGGAUUGUUUGUUUUACAAUAUAUGCAAGAGCCCUAAGUGUGGGACUGAAUUUGUGAAGAGAUUAUUAUUUUUAAUCCUACAAAAUACAGCUCUUUGUUAAAAACUUACUAACUACAUAUGAAACAUUUUUAUCUUGUGGAUACUGUAUCUCCAAUACAUCUGUAUCUCCUCUGUCCACAGUGACAAUGGACCUAAUAGGGAACAAUUCAUUUAUCAGCUUCAUAGAAACCAAACUAGCUUCUUUCAUAAUGCAGAAUGUCCAGCCUAGUUGGGAACAAAUGGGAAAACUCUUUUCAUGUUUUUUAAUUACUACUUGCAGUGAUAUUAUGCAUAUUGUUAAUAGGAAAAAAAUUGCUCUGUCUCAUGUUAAUGUGUAUAUUUUGAAAGGAUGUUAAAUAUAGAAGUAGCAUUUCCACAGCAGGGCUCUUUCCCAUUUUGAGUAAGAGAUGUACUUUAUUCUUUAAACAGUGGCAACAUUUGUAGAAUACUUGUUCUAAUGAAUGUUUUAUAAAAAUGAAAUCAGAAUAUUAUUGUAUAAGCACUUUUCCUUUGCAUUUCCUUCAAAAAUUGAACCUGUUCAGGGAUUGGGCCAAAGGCCUAGUGAAGGUUGUUUUAUGUGUCUGCAUGAUGUAAAACUUAAUUGAAGUGGGAUAAUAGGUGAGCAUUCCAGGCCGUACACAAGGCAGGGAGUGUAAUAAAAUGUGAUUUUUGAUCCAUUUACACUAUGUAUUAGGCCUCCCAUCCUCUUGCACCAACUCUGUAGUUGCUUCCAUCAACCUGUUGAAUGAUAGAGAUGCUUUGUUUGAAAUUGCUUGAAAGGUUUAGUACUAAAUGCUUAUAUAGCCAGCUGAUCCACAGGAAAAGAAAUUCUUUCCUUAGUCUUUACUUUUUAAAAAAUAAAAUAAAAAUGAAGCACUUUCUAAAGAUUUUGCUUCACCAGCUUCUGGUGACCCACAUGGCAGAACCUUCCCUGCUACUCAAGGGCAGGUGCUAUCUCAGGGGUGUCUGCAUGUGCUCUGAAAGCCACUGGAGUUUGAGUGGUUCCAGACCAUCAAAUGCUUUUAAAAAAGUCAAAUUGGGACUAGAAGUUUGCAAUAUUGGUAUUACAUUAUACCCACCCUUCAAAUUCUCCUCCUACACUGCCAAUUAACCCUCUGAAGUUCUUAAAAUAUGGGUAGGUUUAUAUGCCACCAGUUGGUUUGGUAAUGGCAUACCAGAGCCCUUUCUACAGUGGAAUUAAAACUGUAAUUCUUCAGUGGCUAGCUGCUGCCCUCCUGAAUGAUUUUCUAGACAUUUAGAAGUACUCAUGCAGAGGACACAAAGCUUAGCUCAGCCUCCCCCCAUGAUAGGAGAGAGUUUGAACAAUAUACUGAUUAAAAUACAAGUGCAGUACAAAGCAGGUACACUAUUGCUCCAGAUUCAUUGGCUGCAAGAUCUACCCUCUGAAGCAAACCUGGGAGUUAUAAAGACAGGACACACAUAGGAAGUUAUGGACUAUACAGCCAUAACGUCCUGUGUUUGAUAAAGCACCUUGGUCUAGUGAUGUGUGUGAGCAAAACAGCAUCUAUUAAAUUGCAGAGAUAGCCAGACAUUUUUCUCCUAGGUUCCAUGGAAACUGAGCUAAUAAGGAAAUUCUUAUGCACACAAUACCAGAAUGAGUAAGAAUGCUCAACUGGUCUGAAAGACAAACGUUCAAAUUGUUUCCCAGCAAUGAAGUUUGGUAUGUGACCUUGGACCAGUUACCAUCAUGCAGCCUACCUUACUUCAUAGGAUGGAUGAUAAAACUGCCCAGGAUGUGUGCAUCCACAUCCCCACCCUGUAAAAAAAUGUAUUACACCAGGCACUUGAAACCCAUGCAUAAUAGAAAAUGGUACAUUUGAACUUGUAAAUAUGAGUAAUUUAUUGACAUACUAUGAGGCAGAAACAAAAUCGACACCAUACAAAAUAACUUUAUAAAAUAUUCACAUAUUUCAUCAAGAUUUACAGCAUUUUGAGCUUGUUACAUGUCUUAUGGUAUGGAGGUAAUAAAAAAAAACACUACACUAAAUCUUUAGUAUUAGUUUAUAAUAUAUAUACACACACACAUACACAAGAAACCAAAACAAAAGUAAAAGGUUAGUUUGUCAUGAGUUUAUUGCAUAAGUAGUGCAAAGUAUUUUACUAGCAAGCUGUAAAACAAACAUGGAAAGAGGAACCACCUAAGUUUAAAAACAGGACAAUAAAUGUUGAAUUUCACAGUCUUCUGAAGCUUCCUUCAAGAGUUUCUCUCCCUGCGUUCUACUCCCAAACACAACUCCCUCUGUGUUAUAAUAUAUUUGGGGAAUUAAAACUACCAAGUUAUUCUGAAGGAAAUUAGAUCUAAAGGGCAUAUGUUGCUUAAAAUCACUUGGGUGCAAACUCAGGGUGGCAUCCAACUAAACAGUUUGGCUAGCACAACGACAUCUACUCACAGUGGAACAUUCCCAAAUUCAACCCUCCGGAGCAGAUUUAGGGGGUGAGAGGCAGCCAAUUUCCACUGCACAGCUAAAAUCCUUGGGCUAGCCAAACUGUUAGUUGGAUCCUGCCCUCAGUUUCCAGUGGGGGGUGUUUUGGAGUAGCAAUGUGGCUCAGCUGUCCAGUUAGGUUUAUCCUAACUGAUUUGUUAGCUUAUUCCUUAAUCAAUAUAUAAUUAUUACAAGUACUUGAUUGCUUUUUUCCAGUUGGAAAGCAGCAAGCGACACCACUCCCCAUCUUGAUGUUCAGUGAUUAUAAAGCAAGCAUACAAACCAAGAGAGAACAUAUAUUGUCUGUUUUACAACCUUAAGUUUCCUUUUUCUCAAAACCUACUUCGUAAAGUCACUACAUCCUCUACCGAACAAUGCAGGGCAGACUUGAUAACAACUAUUGAACUAACACCAGCAAAAGGGUAAGAAUGUCUAACUAAGUGAAGAGAGACAAACUCUCUCAGUUCUUCAGGGGAUCUCACAAAUACAAAUUAAAAGCCAGGUAGCCUUUUAACAAUAUAUUAAAACUAAUGAAAGCCAAACAAAAUGCUCAGUGAAAUAAAAGGAACAAAAUGCAGCAUAUUCAGGCUCUUGUUUCAAUCGUGAGGUACCUGUAAGUCUUAUAUUCUGCCCAAGUACUAUGGUACAUUAAAAACAUUUUAAAAUUCUUAACCAUAAGCCAAUUUACAGGACACUAUUACUGAGAAAGUGCAACAAUGCUGAUCACUUAUAUGCAGCAUAUUAAAAGGUUGGUUACUCUUUUAUAAAAUAUAGCUUUACUUAUAGACCCGUUGGGGCAGUUUUGUAACAUACACUUUUUUCCUGUUGAUUGAGUCUCUCUGCAGCAAAAAGGAAAAAAAUAAGGAAAAACACCUCCUUUAGGGUAUAGCUUAAAUCCUGCCA
Molecule: messenger RNA, 3948 nt
Organism: Zootoca vivipara (common lizard)
Lineage: Eukaryota; Metazoa; Chordata; Lepidosauria; Squamata; Lacertidae
Gene: CHRAC1
Product: chromatin accessibility complex subunit 1
Biological process (GO): chromatin remodeling; DNA-templated DNA replication
Cellular component (GO): CHRAC; nucleus
Molecular function (GO): protein heterodimerization activity
Source: RefSeq, a predicted model, not a curated record